GAGCCGCAUUAAAUGCGUCCGCCGAACAGCGUCGCGUACGUAUCUACUCUCUAGAGAUUCUUGUCGGCUUAAAAGGGCCGGCUUAAAAUCCUAAAGAACUCACUUUUUUCUUCUUCACUCUCGCUUACAAGCUACAAUACCUCAAAAUUUCAACAACAGGUUUUGUGUUGAAGAAGAUGGAGACUGGUGAUGGUUCUAAAGAUGUAAUCGGUGGUUUACCAGAACCUCUGAUUUGUCAUAUUUUGUCUUUCCUUACUACCAAAGAAGCUGCUUCUACAUCUGUUCUGUCAAGAAAAUGGCGGUAUCUCUUUGCUUUUGCUCCUAAUCUUGAUUUCGAUGACUCUGUCCAUCUGAGUCUUGUGAAAAUCAAAGAGACUGAUCAUGUUAGUGGUAGAGAUUAUUUGGAAAUGUAUAACGAAAGAAAGAUUCAGCUUUCUACAAGUUUCAUGGAUUUUGUGGAUCGAGUUUUGGCAUUGCAAGGGAAUGACUCUGUACACAAGUUCUCUUUAAAGAUCAGAGAUGGUGUUGAUCCUGUCUGUAUCACUCGUUGGUUACUCAAUGUGUUGGAACGUGGUGUGUCUGAUCUUGAACUAGGCAUGCAUUUGAAAUGGAAAUCUUCACUUCCUUCGAAGAUCUUUUUGAGUGAGUCACUGGUUCGGUUGAGACUAAAUGUGGAACUUGGACCGACCAUUGAUGUUGAAGAUGUUAAUCUCCCUAAGCUUAAGACUCUUCAUAUUGAGUCAGUCCGUUUUGAAAAGCAUGGUAUUGGGCUUACCAAGCUUCUUUCUGGUUGUCACAAGCUUGAGGAUUUAGUUCUGGAACAUAUAUCUUGGUGCUUAUGGGAUUUCUCCUUUGUAUCUGUCCCAACUCUUAAGAGACUAACGGUUUAUGAGGACUUGCAAGAUGAGAACCCGAGCAGUGUGUCCUUUGAUACCCCGAAUCUUGUUUACUUGAAGUUUGCUGAUGCUAUUGCGGACGAGUAUCCAACAGUGAACUUUGAUUUGCUUGUUGAAGCUCAUAUCGAUCUUCGGAUGUCAGAAGAUCAGUUGGAGGAGACACUAUAUGAUAGAGAGGCAAGUGGUUUAGAUUCUGAAGGUAAUAUGAAAGGCUUUAUGGUCGCUAAUGCAACAGAAUUUAUAAUGGGAAUAUGCAAUGUGAAGAUCCUCUAUCUAUCAGCUUAUACUCUUGAGGUACUUACAUACUGUUGUGAAGCAAUACCACUAUUCAACAACCUCACUCAUUUAACUAUCGAGAGUGAGCCGCAAGUUGGAUGGCAAUCAUUGCCGGACCUUCUCAAGAACUCUCCAAACCUGGAAACUCUAGUCUUCAAAGGACUCAUUCACCAAUUCUCGGAUAGAUGCGGCGAUAUGUGUUUAUGCAAUCCUUGGGAGGAGGAAGACGAGGAGGAGGAAGAAGAGAAAGAAGAGGAGAGUCCUCCUUCUUGCUUAUCAUCAUGUCCAGUGAAAGUGCUGAAGAUAUUGAAGUUUGGUGAAAUUCAUGAGUACCAGAUAGAGACAGAGAAGAAGAUAGACCAAGUAAAUCACUUUCUAGAGAAGUUGCCAAAUGUUGAGAAACUGAUGAUAUACUACAGUACACCAAAUGAUGAAGAUGUGAUGAAAGUUUACAAGAAGCUUCAGAGGCAUCCUAAAGUAGCUUCAUCUCAGUGUAUUCUCCAAAUCUUCUCUGAUAACCUCAGCUUGUCAUCUAAAGACUUUGUGCUCUCUUAGGUAUCUACUAAAUGAGGUCGAAAUCUUUUGGAAAAUAUCUCAAGUGUGUUUUUUGAAUUACUCUGGCUCUUUCAAUGAGUCUUGGCUGCAUGCUUUUGUGUAGUUCUUUUAAUGAUCUAAUCUCUACACAUUACUAUCUUAUUUCUGCCAUAUUUCUGUUCUAAAGAUAUUUGUUUUUAAGCUAAGUAUCUGAUUGUUUUUCUGA
This is a messenger RNA of Capsella rubella, 1932 nucleotides long. Its product is annotated as putative F-box protein At1g58310. Gene Ontology annotation, molecular function: protein binding. The record is from RefSeq and is a predicted model, not a curated record. Lineage: Eukaryota; Viridiplantae; Streptophyta; Magnoliopsida; Brassicales; Brassicaceae. Bases 177 to 1727 code for a protein of 516 amino acids. The transcript is spliced from 4 exons.